Messenger RNA from Symbiodinium natans, 1512 nucleotides. The record is from the annotation of a GenBank genome assembly. Lineage: Eukaryota; Dinophyceae; Suessiales; Symbiodiniaceae.
AUGGGGGAGAAAUCCAAGCGCAGGGCUGCGCGACAGGAGGCGAUCAAGCCGGCAUGGGCCUUCUUCCUGGGGCUCGGUUCCGUUCUCAUCGUUUUUCAUUUUGUCUUCCGCGGCAGAGGUGGGCUGAGACAGAGAGGAGCUCCCAGCCAGGCACAGGUCGCUCGGGCGACCCUUGGCGUAGCGCCACGGACAGAAGGUGUUUCCGAAGUCCCUCCAGGAUUCAUGGCCAUGCAGGGCCCGACGGAGGAAGAACUCAGGCAGUCGACUUUCGUCCUUAGCGAAGCAGGCUCUGACUGUCCAGAUGGUUUCUUGCGUCUCUUAGAGCCGGAAGAAUGUGAAAUCGCAGCAGAGAUGUUGCACAAGAGGUUUCAGGACAUGGAUCCCAAAAUUGAUUCAGAGUUUCGCGGAUGCCAGUUCCGUGUGCCAGACAACGACGUGCACUUCAACUCGCGAGAGGGCUCUGGCAACCGAGAUCGCAAGUCCAUUUGCCGAAAGCCACCCGCGGGUGGUGCACAACAGCCGGCCACAGGCGAUCUCAAUCCUGCGCCGGCGCCACCGUCGCCUGCUCCAGCCGUGGCUGCAGUCAGCCAGGCAGAGCCUUCAGUGGCCGACAGGAGUGUGGAUGGAAAGUACAUCAUGACCGAGACAGAGAGCAAUGGUUGCCCUGCGGGACACACUACCGUGGGCAAAGAGGAAUGUGCCGUAGCUGCCAAGAGCUUCGACAAGACCUUCCUCGAGGAGGCCGGGCCUGCGGAGCUGGAUCCGAAGGGCUGCAACUUCCGGGUCCCGGACAACGACGUCUAUUUCAACACAGAGGCAGAGGGUGCACCCCAUGAGUCCCGGAAGGUCCUCUGCCGUGCUCCUGGCGUGGGGCCGCCGACGGCCGAAGGAGCGCAGGCUUCCGCAGAUGCGGCUUCUGCCCCUGCUGCGACUGGAAAGUAUGUCUUGGCAGAUGCUGGCUCUGAUGCCUGUCCGGCUGGCUACGAGAAGAUACUGACACCAGAGGACUGCCAAGCCGGGGCGAACUCCCUGGACAAAGCCUUCCAGGAGGCAGCGUUCGAGGCGGAGUCGGACCCGAAAGGCUGCAAUUACCGCAUCACUGACCAAGACAUUUACUUCAACCUGCACGAGACAGGAGCCCCGCACCACAGCCGGCAGCCUGUGUGCCAACAAAGUGAGGGCGCUGCGCAAAGUCCCGCAGCGCCCAGCCCCACCAAGCCUGCCGCCGCAGCCGAUCAGAAGGAGUCGGCUGCCUCGGCCAAGUAUGUGAUGGGCGAAACCGACACCAACGAUUGCCCACCUGGAAGCAAGCCUCUGGAAGAAUCAGCUGAGUGUGAAGCUGCGGCGAGCAGCGUCGGGAAGACCUACAUUGGGGAGGGGAACCCCGCUGAGAUGGACCCCAAAGGAUGCCAAUUCAGGGUCCCGGACCAGGAUGUGUAUUGGAACACGCACGACACAGGUGCUCCACAUCCGGCUCGGCAGCCGAUUUGCCGUGAAGCAACGACAACUUGA